Drosophila bipectinata is the source of this 1204-nucleotide messenger RNA. It is a transcript of the gene Yip1d1, whose product is annotated as Yip1 domain-containing 1. The record is from RefSeq and is a predicted model, not a curated record. Gene Ontology annotation, cellular component: membrane; trans-Golgi network. Gene Ontology annotation, biological process: endoplasmic reticulum to Golgi vesicle-mediated transport; vesicle fusion with Golgi apparatus. NCBI's taxonomy places the organism in Eukaryota, Metazoa, Arthropoda, Insecta, Diptera, Drosophilidae.
GAUAACACAAAACGCUGGGUCGUGACGUGUAUCACUUUGUUGUUAAAUUUAGGAAACUUUAUUCGCAAAUUUAGCUUAAAUUAAAUUGAGGAUGGCUCAGUUUGGCGGUCCAAACGAUUUCUACAGCUCCGGUCCAUCAGCCGAUGCCAGCUACAACUUUGAUAUGCCCGAGUUUGGACAGGAACUGAAUUUCCAAACCUUUGACAACACACAGCCCUCGGUGCCCCCUAACUAUGACAACUAUGCUCAGCCUCCAGCUCAGGGAUUGGGCGGCUUCUAUGAUCCUACGGCGUAUUCAGACACAAGCUAUGGUCAGGACAAAAGUGCGAAACAAGGCGGAGGAGGAGCAGCCGGCACAGAUUUCGACGAUGAGCCACCUCUGUUGGAGGAACUAGGCAUAAAUCCGAACCAUAUAUUCCAGAAGACUCUGGCUGUGCUAAAUCCGCUACGCGGCACCGAACAGCAAAUUCUGCAGGACACUGACAUGGCUGGCCCGCUUGUAUUUUGUCUAACACUCGGAGGCUUCCUGUUGCUGCAAGGAAAGAUGACUUUCUCGUACAUCUACGGAAUUGGCGUAAUGGGAUGCAUCUUCUUCUACUGCCUGCUUUCAUUGAUGGUCACCCGGUCGCAGGUAACUUUCGGAGCGGUGGCCUCCGUGCUCGGGUAUUGUCUGCUGCCUAUGGUCGUACUCUCAGGCAUCAACGUUUUAAUCACCAUUCAGGGCACACUCGGCCUAAUUGUGAGCGGCAUCUCCAUAUUCUGGUGCGCCAUAUCGGCCUCGAAACUGUUCGCUACCGCCUUCUCCAUGGACCAUCAACAGCUGCUGAUUGCCUAUCCGUGUGCGGUGCUCUACGGAGGAUUUGCGUUGAUUACCAUUUACUAGGGCUACGGGCUGCCGAUGGCGAUUCAACGUGCAGAUACAGGACAGAUACCCUAACCCCUCCCGUCUACUGUUAUUGUGUUUGCAUGGUUUUAAUUGUCCUGCAAAUACACUCACACACAACGUUUGCAACACAACAAAUUCGCACCCGACAAAAUAGAGAAAAGAAGAACAUGGAGCUAGGAGGAGCAACUUGCAAACAGGAGUAUGAAUAUUUUGAAGAAAAUUAGCGCCGAUUGGAAAUUGUUUUAUGUGUUCCGCUCGGCUCAGCUGUGUAAUAAAUUUGAUUGGGAAUAAAAAAAAAAAACGGUUAACAAAUUGAAA